AAUAAGAAUUUUGCUAAUUUUAAUAAUUAAUUAUGAACAAAGAAUGCUUUAGGUUGUAAAUUUUGAGGAAUUAAAAAAGAAGAAAUAAAUAUGGAAAGCAAUAAUUAUGGAAGACAAUUUAUUGGGGACUUUAGAAUAAAAUGAUGAUGAAAUAUUAGUUUAUAAUUUAAAGAAGCAAAAGUUAAUAUUUAAAUUGAAAGUAAAUGAGAAAAUAAAAAACAUUUAGUUUUCUUCUACAAAUAAAAUUCUUUCAGUAAUGACUCAAAAUAGUUUUAAUUUGUAUAAAAUAUCAUAAGGGAAAAAAUAUAAAUAAAUCAAAGUAGCUUUGAAAGGCAAAAAUUUCACUUUUUCAUUUAACAGUUGGUAUUUCUUUCUAAAUAAUUUGCUUUUCAUAAACUCAUUUAACAUGAAAAGCACAGAUGGAAUCAGGAUAUUUAACAUAUUUAAUUCUGACGAGAAAGCAGGUUUUAUUGAAAAGAACUUUCAAGUCAAGUGUUAUAAGAUAAUAGACAAAAGCACUGUAAUAUUUGGCAUCUUGAAUGCAAUUAUUAUUUAUAGAUUAGAGUAAAAUUUAGAUAGUUAGGCAUCUUAGUUUGAAAAAAUAAAUCUUUUCUUUGAAGGAAAUUAAAAGUAGGUAUCUUCUUCUUCUUCUACUAAUGAUUUGCAGUAAAAAAAUUCUAAACAAAUUAAUCAAAUUUAGAUAAAAUCCUCAACAAACGAUAUUAAUGGCUAUGUGAAUCUCAUAGAAAAAAUUGAUAAGGAAAAUAUAUUAUUGGUGAGUGUAAGAACAAUAUAUAUUUUUUCAUUGAAGGAAAAAGUAAUUACUAGAAUGGUUUAAUAGUAUUAGCAUCCUUCAGAGAUAAUUAAUAUUUCAUUUAGACCCAAAAAUAUAAUAGCUUCUUGCUGUUUGUCAGGUCUUGCUGUUCUUUAAAACAUUGACACAUCUUAAAUUAUCUAAUUAGAAGAUUUAAAUGUAUCUCAAAAAGACGCGAUAUUUCUUAUUAAAAACACCACCAUCCUAGUCAUCAAAAAGCAUUGAAAUAUAAAUAUAACAAGUUAAACUUUUUAUUUAAUCAAAAUAUAUUUAGAACAAAUUGGCUCUAAAGAUUUAACCCAUUUUUAAAUAAAGCAUUUGUAAAUAAAUGAGUUUAAGUUUUAAAAUAAGUUGAACUUACUAAAAAAUAAAAUUUUAUUCUCGUCUUAAUUAAUUAAUUUAUAAAUAAAAUCAAAGUAAUCUUAAAUGAGUUAAAAUUUAUAAGAUUUUGAGGUAGUCUGAAACCAAAAAUAAUCAAAUAAGUUAUUGGUUUAUUUAUACUUACUUUAUUUAGUAUCUCUAAAAAUAGUUAAAGUUAUUUAAGAAGAAUUUCAGUCAGUA
Molecule: messenger RNA, 1375 nt
Organism: Tetrahymena thermophila SB210
Lineage: Eukaryota; Ciliophora; Oligohymenophorea; Hymenostomatida; Tetrahymenidae
Exons: 1
Molecular function (GO): protein binding
Source: RefSeq, a predicted model, not a curated record